GCGCUGCCGAGCCUGGCUGCCCUGGAUCCCGCACUUCCCGCUCGGGCGCUGGACGGCGAAUGGGCCAGGGGCGCGCAGGUGCAGUAGGGUCUCCCAAUGGGGUGCCUUUGCCCCGGGCUCACGCUCCCUGUGAGCUGCCUGAUCCUGGUGUGGGCGGCAGGCUCUGGGAGCGUUAAGGUCCUGCAUCUCACCGCCUGCUUCUCCGACUACAUCAGCGCCUCCACCUGUGAGUGGAAGAUGGACCGUCCCACCAACUGCAGUGCCCAGCUCCGUCUGUCCUACCAGCUGAACGACGAGUUCUCUGACAACCUCACGUGUAUCCCCGAGAACAGAGAAGAUGAAGUGUGCGUGUGCCGUAUGCUGAUGGACAACAUCGUCAGCGAGGACGUCUAUGAGCUGGACCUGUGGGCUGGGAACCAACUGCUGUGGAACAGCUCCUUCAAGCCCAGCCGGCACGUGAAACCCAGGGCCCCUCAAAACCUCACGGUUCACGCCAUCUCCCACACGUGGCUGCUGACGUGGAGCAACCCGUACCCUUUGAAGAAUCACCUGUGGUCUGAGCUUACCUACCUGGUCAACAUCUCCAAGGAGGACGACCCCACGGACUUCAAAAUCUACAACGUGACCUACAUGGACCCCACCCUCCGCGUCACAGCCAGCACCCUGAAGUCCAGGGCUACGUACAGCGCACGGGUGAAGGCCAGGGCUCAGAACUACAACAGCACCUGGAGUGAGUGGAGCCCCAGCACCACGUGGCAUAACUACUACGAGCAGCCCUUGGAGCAGCGCCUCCCGCUUGGUGUCAGCAUCUCCUGCGUUGUCAUCCUGGCCAUCUGCCUGUCCUGCUAUUUCAGCAUCAUCAAGAUUAAGAAAGAAUGGUGGGACCAGAUUCCCAACCCAGCGCACAGCCCCCUCGUGGCUAUCGUCCUCCAGGAUUCUCAGGUGUCACUGUGGGGGAAGCAGUCCCGAGGCCAGGAGCCAGCCAAGUGCCCACGCUGGAAGACUUGUCUUACCAAGCUCCUGCCCUGUUUACUGGAGCAUGGCCUGCAAAAGGAGGAGGAUUCCUCCAAGACUGUCAGAAAUGGGCCUUUCCAGAGUCCUGGAAAAUCAGCAUGGCACACUGUGGAGGUCAACCACACGAUCCUCCGGCCAGAGAUCAUCAGCGUGGUGCCGUGUGUGGAGCUGUGUGAGGCCCAGGUGGAGAGCGAGGAGGAGGAAGUGGAGGAAGAUAGAGGGAGCUUCUGCCCGUCGCCUGAGAGCAGCGGGAGCGGCUUCCAGGAAGGCAGGGAGGGCGUCGCGGCCCGGCUGACAGAGAGCCUGUUCCUGGGCCUCCUCGGGGCUGAGAAUGGGGCCUUGGGGGAGUCAUGCCUUCUUCCCCCUUUAGGAAGUGCUCACAUGCCCUGGGCCAGGAUCUCAAGUGCAGGGCCCCAGGAGGCAGCGUCCCAGGGUGAGGAGCAGCCUCUCAACCCAGAGUCAAAUCCUCUGGCCACUCUGACCCAGAGCCCAGGCAGCCUGGCUUUCACAGAGGCGCCUGCUGUGGUUGCAGACAACCCCGCCUACCGCAGCUUCAGCAACUCCCUGAGCCAGCCCCGAGGUCCUGGAGAGCUUGACUCAGACCCACAGCUGGCCGAACACCUGGGCCAAGUGGACCCCAGCAUCCCCUCCGCCCCCCAGCCCUCUGAACCACCCACUGCACUCCAGCCUGAACCAGAAACCUGGGAGCAGAUGCUCCGCCAGAGUGUCCUCCAGCAGGGGGCAGCCCCAGCCCCCGCCUCGGCCCCCACUGGCGGCUACCGGGAGUUUGCGCAGGUGGUGAAGCAGGGUGGCGGGGCGGCGGGCUCCGGCCCUUCUGGGGAGGCUGGGUACAAGGCCUUCUCCAGCCUGCUCGCUGGCAGUGCCGUCUGCCCAGGGCAAUCUGGGGUUGAGGCCAGCAGUGGGGAGGGGGGCUACAGGCCCUAUGAGAGCCCCGACCCUGGAGCCCCUGCCCCGGUCCCCGUCCCCCUGUUCACCUUUGGACUGGAUGUGGAGCCACCUCACAGCCCUCAGAACUCCCUCCUGCCAGGCGGCUCCCCAGAGCUCCCUGGCCCAGAGCCGACGGUGAAGGGAGAGGACCCACGGAAGCCCCUGCUUUCCGCACAGCAGGCCACAGACUCCCUCAGGGACGACCUGGGCAGCGGCAUUGUCUACUCGGCCCUCACCUGCCACCUUUGUGGCCACCUGAAGCAGUGUCAUGGCCAGGAGGAGCAUGGCGAGGCCCACACUGUGGCCAGCCCCUGCUGUGGCUGCUGUUGUGGGGACAGGUCCUCCCCCCCAGUGAGCCCCGUGAGGGCCCUGGACCCCCCGCCAGGUGGGGUUCCCCUGGAGGCGGGCCUCUCUCUUGCCUCCCUGGGAUCCUUGGGGCUCUCUGAGGAGCGCAAACCCUCCCUCUUCUUCCAGCCUGCUCCCGGCAAUGCUCAGAGCUCGAGCCAGACCCCUCUCACGGUGGCCAUGCUCUCCACAGGGCCCACAUGCACGAGCGCUUCCUAGGGGCGUGCCCUCUGGUUGCUGCGGUCCACAGGUGAGGACCGGGUCUUUGAAAUGCCUCCCCCCACAUUUUGGGGCAGCCAGGCUGGCAGACUUCUGAAAGACUCAGAGAACCCUGGUAGGAAGCUGUGAGGUUGUCCAACCUGGGGCUACAGAGACUGGACCCCCUUGCUCCCAGCCGUGGCCCAAGCUCCCCCCAUCCCACGGGAGUGGAGCCUGCAGGGCAGCCAUGCCCACGGCAGGCACCUGCGGGCAUCGGGAGGUCCCUGGGCAGCUGAGCUUGUGAACGAGCCGUUGGCCGCUUCGUUGGUGCACAGCUUCUCCAGCAUGCUGUCCCUGUCACGCCUGCCCAAGGCUUGUUUUGUCCACCUAAUCUCUCUGUUACCCGAGUCUGACCCAGUCCUGGGUUAGCUGCCGCCAUAUCACUGGAUUGGAUGCUGAGCCUAGAAACUGAUCAAGCUCAUGGGGGAAUGACUUAGGAGGCCCCAGGAAAUUCAAGGGAAGUCGGGGUCCAGGAGGAUAGGAUUUGCCUAGAGAGGCCCGUUCCUUCAACAGAGCUUCAUCUAGCUGGCACCAGAGGCAGGAUUGCACCUGUGGUGGGUGCUUAGCCAAGUCGGGGUCACAGAGAAGGACAUGAGAAAUUGUGAUUAGCCGGUAGUGACAGUUUGCUGUCAGGUCCCCCCACAACUGUAGGCCUGGGCCUCCUCUUAGGCAUGGGAUCCCCAGAGUGGACCUGCCCAGCUACCCAGGGCCAGUUUGUGCACCCAUGGAGAGCGUUGCUGGCAGCCAUAGAGACCAGAGGGAGUGGGUCACAGCCCAUGACCCAGCCGAAUGGGGCAUUCCAGACAGCUGACCCGGCACGUUUUGCCUGCACAUGGCUCAGACCUUGGGUCGAGUAACGCUUGUUUGUGUGUAUCUCAAAGAUUAUUUUAUCUCCUGGUAUUUGUGUUUGCUGAGGACGGUGGAAUGGGGGGGUCUGGAGUCUUGUAUGAAUAAAGAUUCUUUCUCUC
Molecule: messenger RNA, 3533 nt
Organism: Equus caballus (horse)
Lineage: Eukaryota; Metazoa; Chordata; Mammalia; Perissodactyla; Equidae
Gene: IL4R
Product: interleukin 4 receptor
Biological process (GO): production of molecular mediator involved in inflammatory response; cytokine-mediated signaling pathway
Cellular component (GO): membrane; external side of plasma membrane
Molecular function (GO): cytokine receptor activity; protein binding
Source: RefSeq, marked provisional